Messenger RNA from Pungitius pungitius (ninespine stickleback), 8395 nucleotides. Its product is annotated as piezo-type mechanosensitive ion channel component 2. Gene Ontology annotation, molecular function: mechanosensitive monoatomic ion channel activity. Lineage: Eukaryota; Metazoa; Chordata; Actinopteri; Perciformes; Gasterosteidae. The record is from RefSeq and is a predicted model, not a curated record. The transcript is spliced from 55 exons. Bases 1 to 8169 code for a protein of 2722 amino acids. Gene Ontology annotation, cellular component: membrane.
AUGGCAGGGGACCUCUUGGUCGGGAUGCUCUACAACUUAUUACUGCCACUGGUCCUGCUGACUGCCUCUUCGUUCCGCUACAAUGGUCUGUCGGUGGUGUAUUUCCUGUUUCUGCUCACUUUGCCGCUGAUGCCGAACCCCAGCCUGGUCACCAUGAAAGGUAAAACAGGUCAGUUCAUGCGGCGGCUCAUCUAUACUAGUUUGACCUUCCUGACCCUGCAGUGCUUCAUGCAGAUCCCCUUUGCCUACAUCCCUCCACAUGUUAGCGGCCACUGGGAAGAUGUCCUCUAUCAUUUGGGAAUUAUAAGAUUUAGCUCGGUGGACCCUGGGAACACCGUGCGUCUCCUGGCCCCAGAUGUGGGCCUCCUCUUCUCUUCCCUCUUCGUACUGAGGCUGUGCAAAAAACUACUGCGACCCCUGCCCCAAGUCAGUCUGCACGAGAACGGAAUAACGCCGUCUGACCCCGAGGAAGUGGAAACAUCCGACUCUGACUCUGAGGGAGGAAGUGACACGGAGUCCUUUAACACCUCAGAUGAGACUACAGUGCCCGUUCAGUCAGCUCCGCCCCAGUUUGUCCAGAAGCUGAUGGUUUUUGCAGCCGGGCUGAGGCUGCUGCUGGCGGCAAUCUUGAACACCGCAGGGAAAGUGGUGGUGACUUUACUACUCGGGCUGGCAGGUAUCACGCUGCCAUCCCUCACCUCAGGUGUGUACUUUGGGACGUUCCUCGGCCUGGUGUGGUGGUGGAUGUUCGGCCGCUCCAUCAGCCUGCUACUCUUCAGCUCCCUGUGUGUGAUGAUGGCAAUCUUCAGUGGAGGACACCUGCUGGCUCUGUACCUCUACCAGCUGCCUCUGUUCCAGCAGUAUGUGCCACCAGAAGAUGUCUAUGCCAGGCUGUUUGGUAUGACAGGAGUGGUCAGAAUCAACAGUUCAGACCCGCACAUUCUUGGUUUGCACCCACAUGUCAGCUGGCCUGACUUCAUCAACCCUUUGGUUCUACUGCUGCUCUACUACACACUAGUGGCUCUGCUGCACAAAUGGGUGCACAUUACGGAGGAGGACGCUGUAGAUGAUGAGGGGUGUGAGAGUCCACUAGAAAGUCCAGAGGCUCCCCCGAGCUUCUCCAGGGUCAUCUACAUCUCAGGAGACAAGCUGGAGCCAAUGGUUUUAAUGACUGGGAAUUUCGAUGAAGAUGUCCUUAGAAAUGAUGUUGGCUCUCUGUUAGAAGGGGAAGGGUAUACAGACUGCUACCCUCCACCACAGUAUGAAGUCAAGCAAUCACUAUCACAUGAGACAGAUAGUGAGGAAGAAAUGGGAGAAACCUCUGAGGAGAACCUGAAGACUGUAACAGAGAACUCAAGUCCUCCCUCAGGUCCUAGUGGCCUGGUAGUCUUUGGACUGCUGGUGCAAAAACACAGCUAUGUCAGCGCCCUCAUCACCAUGAUGGUGUGGAGUAUCACCUACGUCAGCUGGUUGACGUUUGCCUUGCUGGUGUGGUCCUGUAUUAUUUGGAUGAUGCGGGACCGGCGCCGCUACGCCAUGCUGUCCGCCCCGUUCCUGGCCGCGUACGGCACCGUGCUGAUCGGGCUGGGCUUCGUGAGCGGCCUGCGGCUGAGUCGAGCCGAGCUGUACCCCGCGCUGCCCCCGGCGGUGAUCAUGGACUUCGACCUGAACAGCUACCACCCGGCGCCCUGUCUCCACUUGGGAGCCAAGGUCUUCUACAGCUUCAGCUUUUGGUUGAUGUUUCGUCAGCAGCUAAAAGAGAGACAAGAGGAGCAGAGCUUAAAAGAGGAAUCUCUAGAUGAAGUCAAAGUCCUACCACCGGAGGAAAGUCCGCCGUCACCUUUGGCUGCAAUCCUGAUCUCAGGAGUGAAAGGGACGCUGGUGAAAUACUGGAUCCUCUUCUGCUGCUCCAUGUUCUUUGUGGUCAGCUUCUCUGGAAAGGUGGUUGUGUACAAGAUCCUCUACAUUGUCCUCUUCCUCUUCUGUGUUGGCCUCUAUCAGAUCCGCUACGACGUGUGGCGUCGGGUCCUGAAGACGUUCUGGGCGAUGGUUGUCGGCUACUCCAUGUUGGUGUUAAUAGCCGUCUACAUGUACCAGUUCAGAUGUGUGUCUGGGCUCUUCAGACAGAUCAUGGGCAUGUCGGAGGAGGGUCUUCGUGACCUGGGUUUGGAACGGUACGACACAGUGGAGCUGUUUGCCCGUAUCCUGCUCCCCGCUGUGUUUCUAUUGGCUUGCAUCCUCCAGCUGCACUACUUCAACUCAGACUUUCUCACUCUCACUGACCUCGACAACGUCCCUGUUAGACAGGCCUCCAGAGAAGAAGAGUUCAGAAGUUCAGUCAAUGUGAUUUCUGAGGCCAUUAAAGAAAACAUUGAGAAGUUUCAGAAAAGAAUGGUGAAAGAGCAACUGGGAAAUGGGAAAAGUCAGGAGACUCUGGACAGCAUUGGACUCCAAAGCUCUUCAGAGAAAGGAGCUGGAGAGCAGGAGGAGACAACAAAGGAGGAAACUGCCAGCAGUCACGAGGACAAGUGGAUUGUGAUUGUGGACCGUUGCAGCCUGCUGCUCAUUCAGGCUCUAUCAGGACUCUACAAGCUCCAGGAGCAGAGCUGGAGACUGCUGGAACUCCACAGCCUCAAAAUCGUGUCCUCAGGCAUCAUCUGGGUGUCACUGCAGGAGGUUUCUCUCAUGAACUCGCUCUUCCUGAUUCUGUGGGUGUUUGCACUUCCGUUCCCACGGUUACGACCUACAGCGUCCAGCAUCUCUGCUGUGUGGGCCUGCAUCAUGGUGGUGUGCAAGAUGUUUUACCAGCUCAAAGUCAUCAAACCUCUUGAUUACUCCUCCAACUGCACCGCUGCCUUGGUGCCGUCCAACAGCUCGGGCCUGGAUGAUGGAGCGGAGCUGAGGGGGAACAUGGGGGAGCUGGUCCUGAGGUCCAUUCUCUACGUCGAGCCUGUCGACCCUGUCUACUGGUGUGGAGCGCUGCGUAAAUGUGAGGGCAGGAUCCUCCCCUGUCUCAGGAACCAUCUGAUGGUGCUCGGGCUGCUGGUGUUUGAGGCAACAGUCCAUCGGCACCAGCUCUACUUCCGUCUAAAUAACGAGCUAAAGUCCCCGCCCUUCAGCAUCAUCUUCAAGGGCAUCACAAGGCAGCACCUGGAUCACGGCGUCCUGCCCUGCAUCAAGUACUUCAUCAACUUCUGCUUCUACAAAUUUGGACUUGAGAUCAGUUUAAUCGUGGCCGUCAACGUGAUUGGUCAGAGGAUGGAUGUCUAUGCCCUGCUCCAUUCCUGCGCCCUGAUGGCUGUUCUGUCACGGAGACGCAGAAAGGCCAUCGGGGAGGUGUGGCCUAAAUACUGCUGCUUCACUGCCGGGCUCAUGGUGCUGCAGUACCUGCUCUGCAUUGGCAUCCCUCCUGCUCUCUGUGUUGAUUACCCCUGGAGAUCUGCAGUUCAACCUUUGACCUCUAAUGUAAUUAAGUGGUUUUACCUGCCCGACUUCGCCAUGGCACCUGAUCCUUCAUUCAUAUUCUACGACCACCUCCUGUUGCUCUGCUCGUCCCUGCAGUGGCAUGUGUUCGAGGAGGAGAACCGAGCAGUGGUGCGACUGAUUGCUGGAGACAACGUUGAGAUUAGCCGCAGUCUGGAUCCUGUUUCCUUCAACAAGUUUAUACCUGUAGACAACUUCCUUCACUGCAGGUGUUACCUCGACAUGGUGAAGGUGUUUGUAUUCAGCUACUUUUUCUGGCUGGUGCUGUGCCUCAUCUUCAUCACCGGAACCACGCGGAUCAACAUCUUCUGUCUGGGAUACCUGGUGGCCUGUUUCUACUUCAUGUUGUUUGGAGGCAGCGUGUUGAUGCAGCCGGUCAGAUACAUCCUGCGCCUGUGGGACUGGCUCAUCGGAUACACCUGCUUUGUGAUUGCCAUGAAGAACCUGCUGUCGCUGGGUUCGUGUGCCUACCUGGACAGCUUGUUGAAGAGCGGCUGCUGGUUAAUUCAGGCCUUCAGCAUGUUCUGCACCAUCAAAGGCUACGACGUCCCUGCUCCCGAUGAUGAGUGUGAGCUGCCGGAGGGGGAGGCCGGCAUCGUCUGGGAUGCCAUCUGUUUCACCGUCCUCCUGGCACAAAGGAGGGUUUUCCUCAGCUACUACUUCCUGUACGUGGUGUCCGACCUCAAAUCCUCAAAGAUAUUGGCCUCCAGGGGCGCUGAGCUGUUUGAGGCCAGAGUGAAGAAGCAGGUGGCAGCCAGACUAGAGAUGGAGAAGAAAUCUGUGCAGACACUGAAGAAACAGAUGGAGAAGAUCAAAUCCAAACAGAAGAGUGGCCCUAAAACAGCAGACAAACCAGCUCUUCCUGCUGAUGCAGAGCAGGAGGCUCUGCGUAACACAAGGGAUGAUGAGAAUGCAAAGAAAGAUGCUGGAAAAUGGUGGAAGCCAUGGGUGUCUAAGCCUGGAGUGGAAAACAACUGUGGCUACCACCUGUUUGAAAGUGACAGUGAGGAGGAAGAGGAGGACGUUACAGAGAAGCAGGAAGUGGAACCACUACCAAAGAAGAAAUCUGCUUUUCAGUUGGCCUACGACGCCUGGGUCACCAGCUCUAAGUCGGCCCUGAAGGACCUGAAGAAGGAGAAGACCAAAAGAAAGAAAGAGGAGAAGAAGAGAGCAAAGAGAGAGCUGCGGAGUCAGCAGGGCAUUGAAAGAACGGACUCUAGUGAGGAUGAACUGGAUGAAAGCCCCGCGGAGGAAGAGGAAGAGGUGGAAAAAGAAAACAUUCUGCAGCGCGUCAUUAACACCUUGAAGUUCAGCUUGGUCUUCAUUAAGUCCCUGCUUGACGACCUGACAGGGGGACUGAACUCCUUCUGUAAAGAAACUCUGGACAUUUCCAAGGUGCUGCGCUUCGAGCGCGCGCUACUCAGCCAGCAGCAAAAGAAGGGUAAAGAGGUGAGCGAGCAGUGCGUGAAGCAGUUUUAUGAAAACUGGAUAUCCCGUCAGAACACACUUUCAUCUCAAGACGACCUAGAUGACUGUGUGCCUCCUUCCUCCCCUCCUGAUGUGCCGUCCUCGCGCCGUUCCUAUGCCAAGCUCAAGAACCAAGCCUCCAAAGUGUCCUGGGGCAGCAGCGUUUCCAGCUGUUCGACAGAUGAGACGAUGCUAGGCUCCCGGCAGCCGACCCUGGAAGAGCUGGACGAGCCUCCUCCUGCAGCUGACAAGCUCAGACGCAGGCUCCUGAAAACAGCAAACAUUGACCUGACCUCCUUUGACACAGUUUUGCUUUCACCGAGCUGUGAAGAUGACGUCCCACAAAAGAAGCACCACAAACAAGAAGAUGCUGAUGAGGAGAACAUGGAGGGUGAGACAAAACGUGUGCGGGUUGAGACCGAGGAUGGGGGACAACGAGCGGAGGAGCGUGAGGUGGGAAGAGAAGACCUGAGUGAGGAUGAGCAGCAGGGAGAAGAAGAUGAAUGCGCUUAUUACCCAGAAUGCACAUCGUUGGGCGUCAGGGACAGUGAUGGUGAGAAGAGCCUCGACCUCACAGAAUCUCCCAGAGCCCUGAGUCAAGAAACGAGGAACCUCACUGCCAGUGAGCUGCUGCUUAACAAUAUGUUUGAAAAUAACGAGAUUGAAGAGUCCGAUAAGUUUUUUGUGGGGUUGCCGAGGCCACUGAAGCUGCUGACGGCCCUCUAUAACACCAUGGUGUCCAAGUCAGAGAUGCUGUGCUACUUCGUCAUCAUCCUCAACCACAUUGUCACGGCUUCGCUGCUCUCGCUCAUCCUGCCCAUUCUUAUCUUCCUCUGGGCCAUGCUGUCUGUGCCCCGGCCCACCAAGCGCUUCUGGAUGACUGCCAUUAUCUACACAGAGCUGACUGUUGUGGUGAAGUACUUUUCCCAGUUUGGUUUCUUCCCCUGGACCACCUCUGCCUACAGAGGUAUCAACGCUGAGCGUCCCUUCGCAAUGCCCAACAUCAUCGGGGUGGAGAAGAAGGACGGCUACGUCCUCUUUGACCUCAUUCAGCUCCUUGCUCUGUUUUUCCACCGCUCGAUUCUCAAGUGCCACGGGCUGUGGGACAACAAAGAGGUUGAGAUGCCGGAUUUCUUCAAGAAGAUGAAGAAGAAAGUUGACAAGAAGAAAAUGACAGGAGGAGAUAAGAUGGGCAGCAAAGACAAAACUCAACGCCGGCUGAAGUUCCUGCCUUUCCAGGCCUCCACCACCUCCAUGUUCUUUAGACGAAAGGGAGGCGACCCAGCAGAAUGUGAUGGGAUGAAGCCUGAGAAGCAUCACAGCAAGAACAAGAGACGACAAAGAAACAAGGAGCCGCUGACCAGAAAGCAGAGGAUGAGACAGCAGUUCAAAGAGAGGAUGCUUCAGGCCAGAGCCGCCAUCAUAGAAGUUGCACUUCAUAUUUAUUUACCAAUAAGACAGUUCUUCUAUGACAUCAUCCACCCGGAAUACAGCCCCGUGUGUGACGUCUACGCCCUCAUGUUUCUCAUCGACGUGGUGAACUUCAUCGUCACUAUCUAUGGAUACUGGGCUUUUGGAAAAUAUUCAGCAGUCGCAGACAUCACAGAGUCGCUCUCGGAGGACCAGGUUCCAGAAGCCUUCCUGGUCAUGUUGCUCAUGCAGUUUGGCACCAUGAUAGUGGACCGGGCCCUCUACCUAAAGAAGUCCCUGCUGGGAAAGUGUGUUUUCCAGGUUGUGCUGGUGUUCGGCAUACACUUCUGGAUGUUCUUCAUCCUCCCCGGGGUCACAGAGAGGAGGUUCAACAGAAACCCCAUUGCUCAGCUCUGGUACUUUGUAAAGUGUGUCUACUUUGGCUUGUCUGCCUAUCAGAUCAAAUGUGGCUACCCAAACCGCAUCCUGGGAAACUUCCUCACCAAGAACUACAACUACCUGAACCUCUUCCUCUUCCAAGGGUUCCGUUUGGUUCCCUUCCUGACGGAGUUGAGGGCCGUGAUGGAUUGGGUUUGGACUGACACCACUCUGUCUCUCUCCAGUUGGAUUUGUGUUGAAGACAUCUAUGCAAACAUAUUUAUCCUCAAGUGCUGGAGGGAGUCCGAGAAAAAAUACCCGCACACUCCUGGGCAGAAGAAGAAGAAGGUGGUGAAAUAUGGGCUGGGAGGGUUCAUCAUCUUCGCUCUCAUCAGCAUCAUCUGGUUCCCGCUGCUCUUCAUGUCGCUGGUGCAGUCAGCGGCCGGAGUGACCAAUCGGCCGGUUGAAGUCUCUAUCCAGCUCAGCAUCGCAGGAUACGAGCCUCUGUUCACCAUGAGCGCUCAGGAGCAGAACUUGGUUCCAUACACAGAAGCUGGAUUCAGCCGACUCACCAAAGUCUACGCAACUCAUCCAUCGGCCAUGCAGUUCAUAAUGAACUACCUGGCGGACGACAUCGUUGUCGCUAAGAUUAAGAGUGAUGCCAGUCUGCUGUGGAGCAUCAGCCCGGCUAGUCGAGCAGCCAUGGUACAAGAGCUCAGCAACUCCUCUCAUGUAUACAUUACCUUACGCUGGUCGCUGCUCAGGAAUGCAUCCAUAUCAAUGAACCCAGAGACGGUGGGAGAACGUACUGUGAAGUUUGAGGACAAGGCCUUGAGAGAAGGGAUAAUCCAGAUGCUCAAUGGCAACAGCAGCAAACCUGUGAUCAUUAAUUCUCUGCUACCAAAGUUCCUCAGGGGUCCCAAAGGACCAGAGUCCAAAAUGGCAACCAGGAUGACAGUAGGGCCCUUGGACCGGCCAGAACUCCAGGCGCUGGCUUUCUUCAGGCCCAUGUCAGUCAAACUUCAACAGGUCAACGAAGGGGCGGACCAGUGGUGGAUGGUGGAGGAGUGCUCUCCUGUUCUUGCCUUCUCCCACCACGAGUGUCACAGCAUUGAGAUAGUGGUGUUCAGUGACAAAGUCAGCCCCGCCAGUCUGGGCUUUCUGGCUGGUCACGGCAUCGUGGGCCUGUACAUGUCAGUGGUGCUGGUCAUUGGAAAGUUUGUCAGGGAGUUCUUCAACGGGAUCUCCAGGUCCAUAAUGUUUGAGGACCUGCCGUGUGUGGACCGGGUCCUGAAGCUCUGCACGGACAUUUUUGUGGUCCGCGAGACGGGAGAGAUGGAGCUGGAGGAGACGCUCUUUGAGAAACUCAUCUUCCUGUACCGCUCGCCAGAGACAAUGAUCAAGAUGACCAGGGAAAAGAAAGAUGACUAGGGUUUGGUGGAGUAACUUGUUAGUGCGGGAGAUAAGAGGGUGAAACGCCACUGGUUGAUGUGUUCACACGCGGCUCCCAAUCACUCAAAGUUAAUGUUUAAAAACAAAUGCCCUUUGUGCAGAGUUGUUACACGUUUCAAUCUCAACAGGAGAGUAAUUCAAAUCAUAUUUGUUGCAAAUGGAGCAGCAUGGAGGAAUAUGUGAUAUAGCCAGUUGUAAUCAAGGU